CCGCUCGCCGAAUCGUACGCAUCGGGGGUUUAAGCACGCCCCUCGUCUCCACGCUCUAAAACCCUAGCCCCCCAAUUCCUCCGCCUCUUCAACUGAAUCCAGCCAUGGCUACUUCUCUCGCUUCUCAGCUUCGCGCUAUCAAAUCAAUCCACAAGGGCACCCCGGACCCAAUCCGUCGACCUCUCACUCGCCCCUCAAUCCUGUUCGACCCCAAAGAGGCCGCCGAUAUCGAUCUCCGAUCCAUUCUCUCAAUCGCUCUCUCCGGGCUGGAGGCCCUCAUUGAGCUUGAUGCUAGGUUUGGGAAAUAUAAAGAUACUCUUUUUAGUCAGACGAGUUUGGAAUUAGGCCGGGGAAAGAUGGUGCAGAAGGAAGAGGCACAAGUUGAAACGCUCGAUUUCGAUUAUUCGAAGACGCUUGAGUAUUUAAUUCGUCGAUACGAGAUCCAUGCAUUUAAUACAGAAGAGCUUGUUUUGUGUACGCUGCCUUAUCAUGAUACCCACAUGUUUGUUAGGGUUGUGCAGUUGUUAGAUCUGGGGGAUAAAAAAUGGGCUUUUCUAGAGGGUGUUAAGACCUCGGGUGCCCCGCCUCCCCGGAAAGUUAUCGUGCAGCAGUGCAUUCGGGAUAAAGGAAUCUUGGAGAUAUUGUGUGAUUAUGCAAAACCAUCUAGUGAGUUUCAGCAUGCAAGGCCAGUUAUUUGCUUUUGCACUGCUGUUAUCGUUGAAGCUUUAGGUUCCAUUCCUAAGCUAGAUACUGAUACGGUUCAGAGGGUCUUACCCUUUGUGUCUAAUGGGCUUAAUCCUGAUAUGAAAGGAAGUCGUGAUCACAAGGCUGGUGCUUUGAUGGUUGUGGGUUUGCUAGCCACAAGAUCAAUGUUAGCACCUAAGCUCAUCCAAAGUUUGGUCUUCAACAUCUCAAGGGUAGCUCAACACGACGCAAAACAAUCAGCUGACUUACCAUGGAUCCGCGUGACGAUAAUGGCCAUAGUUACCCUUGUCCAGUCGCAGUCAACCCAAGUAUUUUCAAAGAAGACUAUGAUGGUUUUGAAGGAAAUUAGAGAUCUUGCUGGGGUGCUUUCUGGUUUAUCACAGGAAUUCAAUAUUCAGAAAUUUCUAUGCCUUUAUCUCGAAACAUUGGUUGAUUAUAGUUCAUCUGAUGCUUCCUAUCUUCAUGGACUGAUUAAUAUGUUAGAGACUCUUCAAAUUAAGGAGAUCAUUGAUAAGGUUGUGUCUAAGAUACUCGCACAUUGUAUGAGAUUCCUACACAACAAAGAUACUUCAAAUUUACACGAAAAAGGUGAAUGGGCAAAGAAACUUUUGGUUGUGAUUGAUAAACAUUAUUCCUCUGAGUUGCGGGAAGCUGUUCAGAAAUUCCUUGAGAGCUCCAAAAUGAAUCUCAAAGAAGGCGAUUCCAAUUUCAGAAGUUUAUGCCAGAUGUUUGAUGAAGGUUUAGAGAUGCCAAGUGAUACCUGUGAUUCGAAAUUCUGGUUUUCUCUUGAACAUCCUAAGGCUGAGAUUCGUCUAGCAGCUCUUUCAGGUAUAGCUGCGUCUGGUAUAUUGAACGAUAUGUCUGCUAAUCCGGAGAAACUUUUAAAUGCACAAAAUGCAAUAGUCCGACGCCUCCAUGAUGAUGAUCUGACUGUUGUCCAGGCAGCUUUAUCUGUUGGGCUGGCUGGAAUAGUUAAUCCUUCUUGUCUCCUGAGAAGUUACCGGGAUGUGUUUUUCAGAUGCAUUGACAUAAUAAAUAGAAGUACAUCUGCAACUUCUCUAGCAAUUGAUGUUGCCAUACUGUGCCUAGAACACAUGGUUUUGGAUGUCCCAAUGGAUCACUUAGAUUAUUCCAAGGAAGUUGCUUCCAUUAUCUUUCCUCUGCUUCUUGUUCUUCCUAAGACUUGGAGAUUGAAUUUGAAGGCUUUGGAACUAGCGAAGCAACUUCGAUGGCCCUUUUAUGAUGAUAGCAACAUUGAUCUGGACCCAACAUCUUCAGAAAAAGGAAAAAUCUUGGAAUCUGGUUACAUUACAAAUGUCAAUUUUAAAACAACCGAAGCUUUGGCUGAAACCUUUAGAAAAAACCCUGAUGUGCAUAUUGAGUGGCUUGUAGAGUGUAGAAGAUGCAGUGAACAGGCGAGAAGUUUAUUUCUCCUUAUUAUAUUGCAGGCAUCAGUUAUCCAUAAUGAAGAUUCUUGUAGCGUAUUGAAGCUCUAUCGAGCUUGCUCGGCAUCCCUUAGAGAGAAUUGGCAUCAAAUGGAACCCCAUGGUAGAAUCGGUUCCUCUGAAGAGUUUAGCUUGGAUAAAUUUGAGAAAUCCUGCUUAGGAUUGGUUGACCAACUUUUAAGCACUGAUGUUGAAACUUUGAAUAUCAAGAUCCAUAUUUGUAUUUAUUGGUGUGUGCUGAAAGCAUGUUCAGAGUCAGUUAAAAGGAGUGCUUCGGCCGAUCAUUGUGAGCAGCUAACAAUGCUCAAUGAGAUGUUUCUGUUUUUCACGACAUCACCUUCCAAGAACAUAUUCAGAAAACACAUACAUUUUCUUGUGAAAAAUUGCAGCAGCUCUCCUUUUCAGUUUCUUUGCAAAUAUUUCACAGAAGGAGGUUUCCCUGUUGGAGUUCAAGUGGAGAGCCUAUGUUUACUUUCAACUCUUUCUUCUAUGUACGGAUCAUUAGAAAGGAGCAAUAUCAAUGAAGAUGGUUACCUGGAGUUUCUACUUGGAUUUCCUUCACUUCUUGUCCCACUUUCUAAUACGAACAAGGAUGUACGAACGGCUGCUGCAAACUGCAUUGCGGGAAUCUAUGAACUUUGGCGUCAGUUUGAUGUAUCUCGGUUAAAGAAUGGGAGUGAUACUAUUUUGUCUCGGUGCCUAUUGACACCGACUUUUGGGGAGUUUUUGGAGUCAAUAGUUAGCCAAACGGAAUUGAUCUCAUCAGAUGCUGAUUUUCUUCCAUCAUUUUUUACAUCAAUGUUAAGCACGUCUGGUCAUAGCCUUAUGGUGUCCGAGGACAUUAAUAAGAGGUUUGAUCAGGCUUCAAAGGAUGCCAUAUUGCUUUUUAUAUUGAGUUCUGCUCUUAAAUUUUCCUCUUAUGGAAAGCUAGUCGUACUCUCAUUGUUUCAAGGGUUGGGGAGUUCCAUUUUACAUUUCGAAGGAGUCAGGAUAUUGCUUUUUGAACUUUUGGAACGACGAGACAAAGAGCAUCUCAGGACUGGCCAAUCUGGUCAAGUACUGUCACAGAUUGAAGUGGAGACAUUAUGUUUGCUUUUGGUGAUUUGUGUUCAUCCAUCAAACUCUGUAUGUGUUGAGAGAGACAUCUUUGAUUGUCUGAUCAAAGCUUUGCAAGUGGAUAGUUCGUCUUCGGAUAAAUCAGUUGUUGUACAGCCAUGCAUCACAGUCUUGCAAAAUAUUACGUGUUCCUUUUAUGAUGGGUUGGAGGCUGAGAUGCAGGAUGACUUGUUCGGAAAUCUGGUUUUCCUUUUUCGAAAUGAUAAUGUAGAUAUCCGGAAUGCUGCUACAGAAGCUGUUCUGCUGAUAAAUAUUAGUUGUUCGACAAUUGUCAGACUCUUUGCUUUGCUUCUUGGUCCAGAUCAACAAAAUGGUUCCUCAAAAAGAGUUAAGAGAGAAAGAGCUGUUACUUGGCGCAGAAUGAGCCUUGAUGAGAAUUUGCUUGAUAGAGAAGAGACAACACUUUAUCUUAUUGGCUCGUUGCUUGAUAUCCUAUUGUUGAAGAAGCAUAUAGAGAAAAGGGAUUCCUUGGUGCAACCACUUUUUCGGGUGCUAGAGAAACUCUUUUCAAAGAAAUGGCUUCUUGGUCUAGUUAGUCAAGUUGAUAAAGGAAGUGGAUCCUUAUCUGAUGUUUCUGAAUCAAUCAGUGGAGGGAUAUAUUACGCUCAACAGACUGUCUUGUCAAUUCUUAAAGAUAUCACUGACACUUAUUUGGUGGAACAUCCUCAUAAGGAUGAAUUUAGUAAUGCGUUUAAAAUAGAUCUAUUGGUUGAGUGCGCUCGCUCUACUGAGAAUGUUUCAACUCGCAAUCAUGUAUUCUUGUUGCUCUCUUCUAUUGCAAAGGCUUCUCCUGGGUGGCUUUCAAAGUAUAUGUUUGAGAUAUUUACUAUCAUUGGAGAGUCUACCGUAAAACAGAUUGAUAGUCAUUCUCAACAUACGAUGGAGGAUCUGAUAUCAAAACUUGUUCCAUGUUGGUUAUCUGAAACCAGCAGUAUAGACAAGCUGCUUCAGAUUUUUAUAAAGGCAUUGCCAGAUGUUCCUGAGCACAGAAGAUUAACACUAAUAGUAUACCUUUUAAGGUCUUUAGGAGAAAAAGAUAGCUUAGGUGUGCUGACAUAUCAUCUUUUUCAUUCGGUGAUAUCUCGGGCUAGUAAUCCUUCAGACGGUGAAGGGAAUAAGCAUGCUAUACUGUCCUCUUCAACCUUCCUUUCUGAGUGGGAAUAUGUUUUUGCAGUACAACUGAGCGGCCAAUACUCGUGUGACAUAUGGUUUUCAUGUUUAGUAAUUCUUCUACAGGAAAUUAAAAUGCAUAGUGAACGUGAAGAAUUUUUCUCUAUCCUACAUAUGGCAAUGCAAUUUAUUGUAGAAAAGUUGGAGGAUGCUGAAUUGUUUUUUCAGCUUGAAUCUGGGCAACAUCCAGGUCAUCUUCAGGUUAAACUUGGGUUGCUUAUGGAAGAGGUAGUCUGCCACCUGCAACUUAUGAAUGUCAAAAGAAAACAAGUCAGCUUAUCCAGAGAUGCUAUGAAGGAACUUAAAGAUUGCUCAAAUAGUGUUCUGAAGAAAAUUACAAUUCUCAUGUCACCCUCCAGUUACUUCAAAAGCAUAACUCAGUUACUGGAGAAUAGUGAUGGAAAUAUUAAAAAGAAGGCACUUGGAUUAUUAUGUGAGAACAUAAAGGAUCAAUCUUUUGUUCAGAGGAAGUGCAAAGAUAAACGAAGAACAAAGCAGAAAUUUGCUAUUCAUCUAGAUGAAAUUGCUAUCACAUCUUUCAACGAGCUGUGCUUAAAAAUAGUUCACUUGAUUUCUUAUACUGUGGAUGAAUCGGAAACUCCUGUAAAGCUGGCUGCAAUUUCAGCACUCGAAGUAUUAUCCAAAGAAGUUCCAUCUGACAAUUUGAAAUUUUCAACAUGCCUUGCCUGUGUAGUGAACUACAUUCGGUCUCCUGAUUUGGCUAUUUCUUCUGCUUGCCUUCGGUCAAUAGGUUCACUCGUCAAUGUUCUUGGUUCAAAAGCUUUAUCACAUCUUCCUGAAAUUAUGAAACUCAUGUUAGAGAAAGCUCAUGAAAUAACCUGUUGUCCUAUUAGAAAUUCUAAAUAUAGCGAUCUGUGGUCUGCUAAUGGAGUUUCAAAUCAGAAGGUACCUCUUUUGCUGUCCAUUGCAAUUACAUUGGAGGCUGUCAUUGAAAAUCUUGGUGGGUUUCUAAAUCCAUAUCUUGAGGACAUCCUGGACCUUAUAUUACUUCACCCAGAGUAUGCUCAAGAUUCUGAUGCAAAACUGAACUCGAAGGCUGCUACAGUUCGAAAGCUCCUGACAGAGAAAAUCCCAGUUCGCCUUAUGCUUACCCCGUUGCUAAAAAUGUACUCCUCUGCCCUCAAAUGUGGUGAAUCCAGUCUAUGUUUAGUUUUUGAAAUGCUAGCAAGUAUCAUUGGGGUAAUGGAUAGGCCAUCUAUUGGUACUUAUCAUGUAAAGAUAUUUGAACAGUGCUUGAUAGCACUUGAUAUUCGCUGUCAUCUUCCGGAGUCAAUAAAGAAUGUAAACAUAGUAGAGCAGAGUGUUACCGAUGCCGUGCUUGUACUGACCAUGAAACUUACGGAAACUAUGUUUCGGCCCCUUUUCAUGCAUAGCCUUGAUUGGGCAGAUUCUAAACUUGAAGGAAGUGAGAGCAUAAGUUUCGACAGAAAAAUUACUUUCUACAAACUGGUGAAUAAACUUCUCGAGAAACACCGAUCUUUGUUUGUCCCUUAUUUCAAGUACUUGCUUGAGGAUUGCACACGACAUCUUACUGAAGAUCAAGACAUAGGUUUGAUACCUUUGACCCAAAAGAAAAAGAAGGCCAAACAUGGGAAUGCAUCUUCUGUUGCAAAGCCCAAAGAUGUUUUAUCCCAUAAGCAGUGGCAUUUGCGGGCUCUUGUUUUGAAGUCUUUAUAUCAGUGCUUCCUCUAUGACACGACAGAUCUGAAGUUUCUUGAUGCCUCAAAUUUUGAGGUCCUCCUGAAGCCUAUUGUUUCCCAGAUUGUGGUAGAUCCUCCAUCCUCUGCUGAUGUUUUAUUGGAUAUGCCUACUGUAGAUGAAGUUGAUGAAACACUGGUUUUGUGCCUUGGUCAAAUGGCUGUUACAGCACAUUCUGAUGUCUUGUGGAAGCCUUUGAACCAUGAGGUGCUGAUGCAGACUAGGAGCGAAAAGACCCGGCCAAAGAUUCUCGGGUUGAAGGUUGUCAAAUAUUUGGUGGAGCACUUGAAAGAGGAAUAUCUUAUUUUUCUACCAGAGACCAUCCCAUUUUUGGGUGAGCUGCUUGAAGACGUGGAGCUUCCUGUUAAAACUCUUGCCCAAGAAAUUCUCAAGGAAAUGGAAACUCUCAGUGGCGAAAACCUUCAGCAGUACCUUUAAGAUACUACAAUACCAAUGUUUUCAGCGCAAUAGUAAAAUUUCCGGCCAAAGAUUCUUGGCAGUUCCUGUAAAAGAGUACAAUUGAGAACCUGUGCGGUAUCAUAUUUAAGGUACAAAACCACCUCUUAAUAUAGUUGAAGUCGGUGGUUUUGAGUCUUGACUAGUGCCCUGUAGAACAAGAAAUUUUGUAAUAGCUCUUUUUUAGCAUAGUAGCUGAUUGCAUCAAAGCUCUAAUGAGUGAAAUUUUUGAUGUAAAAUUGAGUAUGUUGAUAGUCGCAUUCUUCGGCCAUUAGGUCAUCUAAUAUCUUAUUGUGGCCAUGUAAUUUUCAAUGUACAGUUAUUGUAGUCACGGAAAAUUUCCUGCAAA
Messenger RNA from Asparagus officinalis (garden asparagus), 6960 nucleotides. RefSeq lists its product as uncharacterized. Lineage: Eukaryota; Viridiplantae; Streptophyta; Magnoliopsida; Asparagales; Asparagaceae. Gene Ontology annotation, cellular component: small-subunit processome; t-UTP complex; 90S preribosome. Gene Ontology annotation, molecular function: snoRNA binding. The transcript has 40 exons. Bases 105 to 6593 code for a protein of 2162 amino acids. The record is from RefSeq and is a predicted model, not a curated record. Gene Ontology annotation, biological process: maturation of SSU-rRNA from tricistronic rRNA transcript (SSU-rRNA, 5.8S rRNA, LSU-rRNA); positive regulation of transcription by RNA polymerase I.